UGAGGCGCAAGAUUUGGUUCGAAGGUCAUUUUGUAACAGUGAGUAUGUCUUGCUGGACAUGAAAGUAAACUUGUACCUUCGUUUCUUCUCGUUAACUGGUGAAAGUAAUAUAAUUGGGAGCGCACUUCUGGAAAGUCACAUAUAAUGAUGUAAUAUGUUUUGGAGCGCUCUCCAACCUGUAAAUAAUUAAUUUGCGUGCGUCUGGCUCUCGAUUGCCGUGCUUUCAAAGUUCUUUCAGUGACAAUGAAGAACAAUCAUUCUCCUGAAUGCCCUGAUUGUUCCGAUGAGAUUUGGCAACCACGUAACCAAACUACCCUAGAAUGUUCUGAACUUCCUGUAACUACUCGAUAUACAGAAGUCGUAAAUAGGACUUCAAGUUUACCCUUUCCUUCAAAUGGUUUGUUGAUUGGUGAAGAUUCUUCCCUGCCUGUUGUUGAAGAUAAUAUAUCUAUAAGUCAAGAUAGGACUACUGCUAAUUUACAGAAGGCAAAAAAUGUACGACAGAGUUUACGAUCAUUCCUACGCAAAGCCACUAGUUUGAAGGAUUCUCGUUCGAAUUUAAAUAUCGACUGUUCUGUUAUCGGUCUUGAUGGAAGAUGCUUCAGGUUUAGUUUGUGUAAAUUCGCUUUGGGGCGUGAGCUUUUUGAUUUGGUUUGCCAGUGUCUAGAGUUAGAAGAGUCACAGUACUUUGGUUUGGCGUACUAUUUAAACCAUUCAGCUACAAGAAACUCUAUGGUGGGAACUCAUCAAGAUGAACAAGAUAGUUCUGACUCAUCGUUUCAUCUGUCUUCCUCUUCGAUUGAUAAAUCUUACUUGACUAAAUUUUGUGGUUUCUCCAUGACCAACUCGUCCAAUCCUUGUAAAAUGUACUCGAAUGAUACAACAUAUCCUGGCUUUAAUCCCUUUUUCAUUGACGUUCCUUUUUGGCUAGAUGUAGAAAAAAGAAUAACGGAUCAAUGUCAUGGUUCUAAAUUGAUAUUUUACUUCCAAGCAAAAUUUUAUCCACAACACCCUGAUCUUGUUUUUGACUGUCCUAAGUCCAGAUAUCAAUUUUGUCUUCAGUUAAGGCAUCAUUUAAGUAUUGGACGACUCUUAUGCUCAUUUGAAACUCACGUAAUAUUGGGAGCAUUGAUAGCUCAAAUGGAUCUAGGAAAUGCUGUGAAACAUCGGCGAUCUCGUAGUAGUCAUUCAAGUUGUCAGUCCAAUCCAUAUGUUGAAUCAACAUCGCCUGAUUUUUCACGUCGACAGUCAACUUCCCCAGCUCGAAGUUUUUUAUCCGAACGUAGAUGUAGUUUAGCUCAACCUGAACAUAGUGAUGAUAGUAUUAUAUGGGAUGCACGUGUUGAUAAUCAGUCCAAAAAAGAUAAGCCUUGUUCAUCUUCUGUUGGGAAUAAAGCCAGCACAUGCAAUCACAUUGGUUGUAGUUGUUCUACACAACAGAUAGAUAAUAUCAGUAUAAUGUAUUUACAAUGUUUACCACACUUAGCUAGAGGAUCCGUUACUUCAUCAUCCAUUCAACAUAGUACAAACAAUAUAUCAAACGGUAGCAGACCAAGUCUAUUGUCAUCUACGUUAAACAAUAUUGAAAAUGUAUUGUUAUCACCAGUAAAGCAAACUUUUAGCCCUGGAUGGGCUUAUCCAAAAUCUGAUUGUCGUUAUUGUCCUGUGCUUCUAUCACGUAUUGCUCGAUUACACCGGCAUCUUAGGGGUAUGUCUCAAAAAGAUGCAGAAAUAUCAUUUUUAAAGAACGUAAAGAAAUUGUCAUUUUAUGGUGUAGAAUUACAUCCAAUAAAGAAGUUUCACGCUAGUUAUGUUUCAUCUGGAUCUUUUAAAAAUAUAACAAAGAAAUUGGCCAAUUCAUUUUCUACUCGUUCUCGAACUAGUUCAGUUGAAUCUUAUCAUAAUUUUAUUGAUACUUCAAGUAUUGGUUCUAAUCAGUUACUUAACUUGAACAGUACACACAAUUCAUUAUCUAUAUCUGGUUUGAAAUCAUCCCUACGACGAAUGUUCAGUGUUAAAUCUCAAGAUCAACCAUUAUUUCCUUUUUCAUUUAAUGAUUUUCCGAACUUCGAUUUUUCUUUGGGAGUAUAUUUUGCUGGUUUAUUUCUUCAAUGGGGUCAUAUACGUUUAUCACAUUAUACAUGGUCUCGGAUUGUGAAAAUAUGCUUUUAUUUAGAUGAAUUUUGUUUAGUUGUGAAAAGUAAUCAGAUUAAAUCUUCAUCAAGUCCUCGUAUUUUACUGAAGUGUAAAUUUGCCUUCCAAAAACUAGCCAGACGUUUCUAUAGAGCAUGUGUUGAACAUCAUAUGUUUUUUAAGAUCCACUGCAAACGCUUAUUAAAUUCAAACAUUAAUAAGCGAGAAUCUUAUAAACCUGAACCCAUCAUUUUACCUGUAAAUCAUACAUUACAUGUAAAUAAUGAAUUAUUGAAUCCUUCAGUAUCUAUAAAUGGCCCUUGCAGUAUUAAAUUAUUGUCUAUGAGUAAUUUACAAUCACCUAAACUACCAGUCACACCUACACGAUCAGAAUUUGAACUGGAUCAUUUACAUUCAUCAAACCCACAAUUAAAUAAUUGUGAAUUUCCUGAACAUUCUACAGAACGUGUACAUACUCCUCAGACAGAUUCGAAAUCUCGAACGGAUAUGGAUUCACUUAAGAAGACCUAUUCGAAUGACCAUUUACUCUUACCAUGUACUUCUAAUGAACUGUCGACACGAAGUGCUUCAUUUACUCAUUUGGAUAAUUAUUCAGUUGCUCAUAUUCCCAGUCCAAUUGAAUGUUCUAGUCGUUUAGAUAUUUUAAAUUCUUCUGUAAAUGAGGAUAAUAUUGAUGAUAGAUGUAGAUCUGCAAAUAUUCCAUCAUAUGAUUGUUUACAAAUUUCAGACGAUCGAAAUUCAAAUCCUUUCGAUUGCUUGUGUCGUAUUACAUCAACUCAAAAUGAUAUACAUUCAUCAUUUAAUAUAAAUGAUAACCCCAUUAUUGAUUCAGUGCCCACAUAUUCCGAAAAUCCAAGCUUUAAACCAUCUAUUGAUGAUACCUGUCAACCUCUUCUUGCUUGUGAAAUUCCUAAUCUACUACCCACUUUUAUUCCUAUAAAUUGUGCCUUGACAAAUCCAAUGGAAGAAUAUUUACCCACUGAUAUACUUCAUUGUUUAUCACCGCAGCAUAUUUCGAAUGAUUUUUCACAGAUUGAACUGAUGAGACCUACUGAUUCAUUAUGGUGUUGUAAUCUGCUUUCAUCUGUUGACCUGAAUUCAUUAAACAAAAUUAUUGCACCAUCAUACUCAUCGGUUAUUUCUUCUAAUGGUGAAAUUAUUCGCUUGGACCCUUCUACAAAUAAUAAUAUUUCUAAGUCUUCAAUGUCUUCUCUUGUUCCAUGCGACUUUUUCCGCUGGAACUCAAUUGAAAAACAGGCUGUAUAUCAUUCAAUACCAAUAGUUCGAACACGUACUAUCCGAUUUAUUCUUGAUCCAUCAAUACAGAUUAAUGAGUAUAACACUUUUAACCAUACAAAAAUUCAUAUUGUACAUGGUACUAAUAUACCAUUAGUUCCAACUAGAUCAUUUUACCAUCAUUAGUCAGUUAUUAUUAUUAUCAUUAGUUAUUAAGUGUUAUUUCCUAACUGAAUUCUUCUAAGUACUAUUCUUUUUGUUUCUUUCUCUCUUAUCCAUUUUUUUUUCUGUUGUUGAUACAGUUUGAUAUUAUUUCAAUUUUGAUCAUUUUUCUUUCGACCCCACAUUAUUGGUUCGUUUCUUUUUCCUAAUUGCAUUUUGACUGUACGAAGUAUAUAUAUAUAUUGUAACCAUAUUUUCUAUCUUUUCAAAAUUAGUUUUGUUAGUCUCUAUGCCUAUCCUUUGUUGUUGUUGUUGUUGUUUUGUUUAGUUAACGAUUAUGUGGACAAAGAAGAACAUUAAUCAAGAAUACUUAUUAUUAUUAUUAUUCGGAUGGAUUAUUUCUUUUCCGUUUUGUUUUCAUCUUAUCUUUUUCUUUGUCUUAUCUAAUGUUUAUCCUUGAUUUUAUGAUGAUUAUUUUGUAUUUGUGUUUAGUAAAUCUAAGAAAAUUUCACACAUGUUUUCUGUUUGUUU
Molecule: messenger RNA, 4083 nt
Organism: Schistosoma haematobium
Lineage: Eukaryota; Metazoa; Platyhelminthes; Trematoda; Strigeidida; Schistosomatidae
Product: erythrocyte membrane protein band 4.1-like
Exons: 17
Coding region: 244-3576 (1110 amino acids)
Cellular component (GO): cytoskeleton
Source: RefSeq, a predicted model, not a curated record